AUGCGAAUUUUUGAUGUUCCUGCCAGUGAAUCGGUGGAGCGACAUCAAUGGAGCGCGUCCAAUCUGGGCCACGCUAUGGACGCCACCAUCCCGUGUGACAAUAUUGCUAAACAUGGCCCACCCAUCACAUGCCCUGCAAACGUUCCUUUUUCCGAAGAAUGGAACAUGACUAUGAAAUAUUGUGACAGCAGUCUCCCAUGGGAGACUGGUGCGAACACGGGCUGGAGAGCCCCCUGUAACGCGUUCAUACCCCCGGACUCGUAUACGUCUACAGACAACUUGACUGGGGAGCCUAUGCCACAUUCAUGGUUCUCACCGCUGUGGUAUACAAAGACAGGCUUGCAAACGACAUUUUCCGAGCCUUUCAACGGUUGGAAUCGGUCGCAAUCCCGGGAUCUGAUCGGGUGCGAGACCAACUUUUUCUCACCUCUGCCUAUUCCUGCCCAGGAGCUCGUGGGAUGGCCCUCUGAAGGUGGCGCUGAAGAGUCUUGGUAUGCGAACAGAAGCGGCGUCAUGCCCAUUUGCGGAGCCCACUCACAGGAGCAGUACCCUCUGGGCCCUUCCUUUGAUCUGCUGGAUCUUAUUCCCUCAUCCGUUGCAGUCGGGCUCUCUUUUAUACCAGAGACUGUGCCACCUAGCUUCCCAAGUUUCCCUGGCGUGCAGCAGGUCGAAGAAGCCAGAUUGGCGCUCCCCGCCGAAUCUCCAAUGCUAUCGCCUCCCUGGGAUCCAUUGACGACCACUCCCGCAGAGGCUCACAUAGCCGACAUCCGCAGCCGCAGCUUGCAUCAACAACCAUUUGCACCCAUGCCUAUUCAAAACAUCGAGUCGGUAGUACCUCCAAGGCUACACAAUGCGAUGGAUUAUCAGGAAACUCAUGUUAUGCCAUUUGGUAAUGUCGGUGCGAACGGCCAGGAGUUAUCUCGUGAUCUCACCGUGCCGGAAGACCAAGUCGAGCAUGGCCGCUUGACCUAG
Molecule: messenger RNA, 972 nt
Organism: Aspergillus luchuensis
Lineage: Eukaryota; Fungi; Ascomycota; Eurotiomycetes; Eurotiales; Aspergillaceae
Exons: 1
Coding region: 1-972 (323 amino acids)
Source: RefSeq, a predicted model, not a curated record